GCCUGACAGAGACGCUCUCCAAAAUGCAGCGGCUUCUAAUCCUACCCCUUUUUUUUGCAUCCUUUUUGAAAAUGUGCAAUGGGGCAGGUCACCCUUGUGAAUGAGACCCUUGUCUCAAUGGGUUUCCCCUGGUUAAAUUAAGAUUGGUGCUACCAGUCCCAGCAUACCUGUGCCACCCCUUGUAAUGGUGAAUGAUGAACAAGACAUCUCUCUUUCCAUACAACACACUGCACUGACUUGGAUCCUCUCUUAUCUUUGUGUCACCAUCACAAGUUCAAGUUGUUAAAGGGGUGACAGUUACAGCCACAAAUCCACUUCCUCUACACCCACCUAACCAUUCAUAUCUGUCCCUCCGUCCCUCGCCUCCCACUUAAACACUUACCCACUCAAAACAGUUUUACUCAGACAAACAUCAACUUGAACAUUCCUAGUCUGUGGCUUGCUGUCAUAGCUUGAUGAUGUACAGUAUUUUCUCUCCUCACCGUUCUACAGGACCAGAGAAGUGGGACCAUGCCAACAAAGACUGUGAAGGCAGAGCCCAAUCCCCCAUCAACAUCGUCCACAGGAAGACCCUACCAGAUGAGCGCCUUACGCCCUUCCAGUUCAGAAAAUACCAGGAUUCCUUCAGUGGCCUGAUCAAAAACAAUGGACACUCUGUUCAGGUGAACGUGCCUCACCAACCCUAUGUGAUUGGUGGAGACCUGGAGUUGCCCUAUAAGGCAGUGCAGUUCCACCUGCACUGGGGCAAGAACGGAGGACCAGGGUCGGAACACACUAUCGACGGAGAGCAGUACCCAAUGGAGCUGCAUAUUGUUCACAUGAAUCAGGAAUACUCCAAAUUGGAAGAUGCCCUGAAAGACCCAAUAGGAGUUGCAGUCCUUGGAUUUUUCUAUGAGGAAUCCCUCAGUGCCAACAGAAAAUAUGAUCCUGUUGUAAGAGCCCUGCAGCGCAUCACGACGACUGGUGCCAAUACAACUCUGGCAUCAGUUUCUCUGGAACAGCUGAUUCCUCCCCAGCAGAACCUGACCAACUACUACCGCUACAAGGGCUCCCUCACCACCCCCGGCUGCACUGAGUCUGUGAUCUGGACUGUGUUCGAGAAGCCCAUCCCUCUCAGCAGAGACCAGCUGCGGGUGUUCUCAGACCUCCAGUUUAAGGAUGGCAAGCCUAUGGUGGGUACAUUCCGGCCGGUGCAGCCUCUGAAUGGCCGCGUGGUGUACCGGUCGGGAGACGCCAUGGUACUGGCCAGCACCGUAAUCCUCAUGGCCUCCGUCACCAUGGCGAUGGGACUGUCACAGCCCAACUAGAGGAAGGAAGGCAUUCUGAGCGAGCCGCACCACGACAUGCAUGAACACAAUGAGUUCUCAAAACCAAAACCAACCAACCAACUGACAAACUAAAGUACAGCACCAACCAAUGGCCAUACCCUAAACAUUCAGCCUGAAAACCAACAUGCCCCAGGCCCUUACGAUACAUCAGUGAUUCACGAGUUCUAGAGUUCUUGAGUUAUCGAGUUCUGUAGUUCCAGUUCUAAAAUCCAUAGGUUCAUCUUCCCUCCCUGUCCAAUGUCAGAUCAAUUUAGAGUCCUCAGCCUAAAGUUACAAUAGAAAAUGUGAGGAGCCUCUGCUCAGUGCUCAGGUGGUUGGGUCGCUGCGCUAGAGUCUAAACAUAGAUGCCAAUAAAUCCAUGACCUGGUCGGUACUAGACUGGCACGUGACCAUGUUCUUAGAACGGAAUGUGUGAAUGGUGGGUCGUUGCUAAUAAUAGAUAUGCACUCAUAAAUACUCUCCAGUUUAAAACCUAGGAGAGGAGAGCGAUGCCAUGGCCUUGCCUUUCAUCUUUGAGAACAUGUGUUCAUGGCUUGUAUUACAGGGUCCCGGAUACAUUGAAUGUUACCCACUGUGAAUUAUUACUACAUCCAAUAUUUUGACUUCUCAUUUUGCUUCUAUUUAGCUAAUUCAAGCAAGAGAUAUGUGAAAUUCUCUUGUGAAUAAAACAACAUUGAUGUGCAGAUUGAACUGGGAAUAUAUUAUAAAUGUUCCAUUGUUUCAUAAAUCACCAAUGUUAUAUUAUAUCUAUACUGUGACAUUUGUACAUGUAUUUAUGUACUGUAUGUGUAUAUUGACAAAAAGGACACAUUGUUGAUGUUAUUUAUAUAUAGCUAGGUAUUUAAAGUUUAUGUAUCGACAUCUAUCCAACCCAAAAAAGUUACGUUGACUGCAUUAUCAAGUGGUUUCUGACCAAUUCAAAAUACAUUUACUCUUGGAAUGAUGUAUGUUCAUGUUCAAAAGUAUUUAAUAGUUUUGUUUGUUUGGUUGUAAUGCUUGAAAAUGUUAUAAGUGAUAUGGAGAAUGUGUUCCGAUUGAACAAUAAACUACUGACAUGCCUUUUUAA
Molecule: messenger RNA, 2394 nt
Organism: Coregonus clupeaformis (lake whitefish)
Lineage: Eukaryota; Metazoa; Chordata; Actinopteri; Salmoniformes; Salmonidae
Product: carbonic anhydrase 4
Exons: 8
Coding region: 456-1307 (283 amino acids)
Cellular component (GO): plasma membrane
Molecular function (GO): zinc ion binding; carbonate dehydratase activity
Source: RefSeq, a predicted model, not a curated record